This is a messenger RNA of Alternaria arborescens, 2097 nucleotides long. RefSeq lists its product as hypothetical. Bases 1 to 2097 code for a protein of 698 amino acids. The transcript is spliced from 5 exons. Gene Ontology annotation, biological process: carbohydrate metabolic process. The record is from RefSeq and is a predicted model, not a curated record. Lineage: Eukaryota; Fungi; Ascomycota; Dothideomycetes; Pleosporales; Pleosporaceae.
AUGCACUCCCACAGCGUACGAUUCAAUAUCGUGCGAUCCGACCUCAUUGACAAUGAGACAACACCUCUCCAGGUUGGCAAUGGCAACUUUGCCUUCAAUGUCGACACCACAGGGAUGCAGACAUACUUGCCGUUCAACACGCUAUCCAGCUGGGCCUGGCAUAACGACUCGCUCCCUGCGAAUGGGGAGUUACCUUCAGACUACAAGGGCGUUGUGCGCGAGACAUAUGGGCGUGAAGUCUACUACGACAUCCCAGACCCCAAGCUCAAGCAAGCAACUCAGUGGCUAAUUAGCAACCCAAACCGACUGAACCUGGGUCGUAUUGGCCUCCGCUAUCAAGGAGAUAGACUCAACGAGUCUCUCAUCACUGAAUCCAGACAAGAACUAGAGUUGUGGGAUGGCACCAUCACAUCAAGUUUCAAGGUCAACGGCAAAGAUGUAAAGGUGGUUACACAAGGCGACUUUGAGUCUGAUGCUGUGGCUUUUGUCAUUGAGUCAAAACUUAUUCAAAGUGGCGAUUUGCAUGUGGAAAUGGACUUCCCGUAUCCGCCGAUACACAGUACCAAGUACAAAUACGAGGUCUUUGCGGGCGUAUACGACUUCCCUCUUAAUCACAGCACUAUACUGGUGGAGGAUGGAACUGAUCGCACAUCGGCGCAUAUCCAGCAUGACUUGCAAGAAGUGCGGUACUUUGCUAAUCUGCGAUGGCCAAAAGGAUCACCUCUUAAGUUGACCCGCAAUGAGCCCCCAAAUUCAACAUCCAUCAAAGCACACCGCUAUACCCUGGAUACAGUGGCCGCGAGCUCUUCGAUCUCUUUCACUGCCCAUUUCUCACCUGACCAACAGGUGCCCAGCCUACCUCAAAAGGUCUUAGAAAAGAAUGUAAAAGGCUGGAAUAAGUAUUGGAAAGAAGGGGGCUUUGUUGACCUCACCGCAUCUUCCAAUCCGAACGCAACUGAGCUCCAGCGCCGCAUUAUCAAGUCACAGUACCAUGUGCGUGUCAAUAGCGCGGCCAAAGGUCAAUCGCCGCAAGAAAGCGGGCUAAUGAACAAUGGCUGGUAUGGAAAGUUCCACAUGGAGAUGUUAAUCUGGCACAACGCGCACUGGGCCACAUGGGGUCGUCAGAAGUACUUUGACAACAUCUUCCCCGAGCUAUACAAGACACUUCUUCCCUCAUCCCUGGCUCGUGCAAAAUACAUGGGAUGGGAGGGUGCGCGAUGGCCAAAGAUGACAGAGCUUGAGACCGGUGUCAGCUCACCGGGCGAUGUCAAUGCUCAGCUUAUAUGGCAGCAACCUCACCCGUUCUAUCUCGCGAAUCUUGCAUACGAGGCGAAUCCGACACGAGAGACACUUCAGAAGUGGGACAAAGUGCUGACAGCUACUGCGGACUACAUGGCAUCCUACCCCGGCCUCAACGCAACUACUGGCAAAUACGACCUUGGCCCGCCGACCUACGGCGUGACCGAGAACACACCACCAAAUUCUACACGCAACCUGGCAUACGAGAUUGCGUAUUGGCGCUACGGAUUGGAUGCCGCCGCGGAGUGGAAACGCAAACUGCACCAGCCUGUGCCUGAGAAAUGGACUCGCGUUGCCACGAAACUAGCUCUCCCACCUCAAAUCGACGGCUUGUAUACCGUUUACGACGGACUCAACAGCUCUUGGUGGGAAGAUCCAAAGCUCAAUGGCGAUCCUCGCAGUCUCAUCAUGAUGCAAGGUAUCCUCCCCGACACGCCUGCCGUAGACCCCGAAGUUGCCCUUCGUACCGCCGAUAAAGUCUGGAAAGUAUGGACUGAUGACAAGAUCCGUGGCUGGGGACGUCCUGUUCUCGCCAUCAAUAGUGCGCGGAUAGGUAAUCCUGAGCGUGCGAUUUACCAUCUUACCGCGUAUGACUAUUGGAAGUUUGACGACGCAGGUUUCGCAAUCCGCGGUGGAGAUGGAGGUACUCCACCACCGUUCAUGCCAGGUAAUGCAGGAUUCCUGUAUGCGAUCGCGUAUUGCGCAGCGGGUUGGCAAGGAUCGGAAGGUGAUGCGCCAGGCUUUCCGAAAGAUGGAAGUUGGAAUGUAAAGCACGAAGGGUUGAUGAAAGCGUUGUAG